UCACUCUGUACUAUCCUCUUAUUCUAAUGGCACAGUCCAUGAGUUUUCUUAUCACACUGCUCUUCAUCUCCUCCACAACGGCUAUGGCAGCCUUCAACAUUGUAAACCUUGGUGCCAAACCCGACGGCCAGACCGACUCAGCCAGGCCAUUCCUCAGAGCAUGGGCUGCUGCAUGCCAAGCUAAUAAACCAGUGACGAUCUAUGUGCCGCAGGGCAGGUUCUUCCUCAGUCCAGUAGAAUUCCUUGGGCCGUGCAAAAACAAAGGGAUCAAGUUCUUAAUUCAUGGGACCAUCGUUGCACCUGCUGGUUACAGUUCAAGCAUGAACUGGUGGAUUAGGUUUAAGAAUGUCGAUGGUCUGUCGAUCUAUCAAGGGACGCUCGAUGGGCGAGGGCAGUCUCUCUGGGCCUGCAAGAUGGCCGGCCGCAGCUGCCCAUUUGGUGCCACAUCUUUAUCAUUCAGCCAAUCAAAGAAUGUGCUCAUCAGUGGCCUAACUUCGAUUAAUAGCAAAUUCUACCACUUAUCAAUCUUCGGCAGCAGCAAUGUGAAAAUCCAAGGCGUGAAGAUCACUGCCCCAGAUGCCAGCCCCAACACUGAUGGCAUCCACUUGCAGAUGUCCAGCGGCAUCACCAUCAAAGGGAGCACCAUAGGGACCGGCGACGACUGCAUCGCCAUGAAAGCUGGGAUGACCGAUGUCUGGAUCGAGAAAGUCCGAUGUGGCCCAGGACAUGGCAUCAGCAUUGGAAGCUUAGGAGAUGCGGCCAAUGAGGCUGGCGUGCAGAACAUAACAGUGAGGUCAGUGGUGUUCACUGGGACUCAGAAUGGAGUAAGGAUCAAGACAUGGGGAAAACCCAACAAGGGGUCUGUGAACGGUGUAACCUUCGCAAAUGCCAUCAUGCAGAACGUCCAGAAUCCGAUCAUCAUCGACCAGAACUACUGCCCCAGCAACCGGAACUGCCCAGGCCAGAGCUCAGGGGUCAAGAUCAGUAGGGUGUCAUACACCAACAUCCGGGGAUCGUCGGCGACACCAGUAGCAGUGAAAUUUGACUGCAGUCCGAGCAAUCCAUGCAGUGGGAUUGGUUUGAAGGACAUAAAACUCAGGUAUCAGAACAAGAGGGCGCAGGCCUUCUGUAAGAAUGUGAGGGGGACUGCUACCGGUUUUAUCGAUCCACCGAGCUGCUUCUGAUGCAUGGAUCCAUUGCUGGACUUGCUCUAGUGAUUAAUGGCAGAUGUUAUGGACUGCUUCCGGUUGGCUGGCUUGUUAGAGAGUAAGUUUGCCAGAUUCCGUGAGAAUAUGGGUCAAAACUUCUUUACUUGUUAUGGUAAGAAGUCCACAAUGUAUUGGUGGUCCAUGGCUUGUAACUUGUGAGCUCAGUU
Elaeis guineensis (African oil palm) is the source of this 1375-nucleotide messenger RNA. Its product is annotated as polygalacturonase. Gene Ontology annotation, molecular function: polygalacturonase activity. Lineage: Eukaryota; Viridiplantae; Streptophyta; Magnoliopsida; Arecales; Arecaceae. Gene Ontology annotation, biological process: carbohydrate metabolic process. The record is from RefSeq and is a predicted model, not a curated record.